Cucurbita maxima (winter squash) is the source of this 2487-nucleotide messenger RNA. RefSeq names its product zinc finger protein CONSTANS-LIKE 5-like. Bases 175 to 981 code for a protein of 268 amino acids. Lineage: Eukaryota; Viridiplantae; Streptophyta; Magnoliopsida; Cucurbitales; Cucurbitaceae. Gene Ontology annotation, cellular component: nucleus. Gene Ontology annotation, molecular function: protein binding. The transcript is spliced from 4 exons. The record is from RefSeq and is a predicted model, not a curated record. Gene Ontology annotation, biological process: regulation of flower development.
UAAUUAUAUCCCUCUUUUAAUACCCAAAUAAACCCACCCGCCACCCAUCCAACAACAACUUGCUCAAGCUUAACCCAAUUUCACUACCCCACUCGCACGCAUAUAUACAUAUAUAUACGUAAGAAACCAAAUACCCUCAACUCCAUUUCCUUUCUUAAUCAAACCAAAACCCAUAUGGCUUCCAUUCCUCAAUUCUUCUACACCGACUAUACAGCAACAACAUCAUUAAUUCCCAAUGACUUCUGUGAGCAGCGCCCUCCUCCAACGGCGCCGCCACUGGGCGGCGGUGUAUUGUGGGGCGAGGAAACUUUGGUUCCUUUGUUCGAUGAUUUUGGGCUUCAUCAUCAACCUCCUAUUUCCCCAUCCCAAUACUCUUCUCAUAAACCUGGCCUGACACCCACCUCGUUUCCUCACCAAGACAUGAUCGCAUUGCCUGAACUUAACACGCCCUCCAUGUGUGCCACUAAUAAUGCAGCCCCAUGUCAAAACUUUUGCGUUGGGUACCAACCUGAUGAUCAUCCCUUGUUCCAAUAUCCAGACGAUUGCUUCCGUUUGGUGCCCGAGACCGAACCACUUUACCACCCGCUUCCUCCUGACAACUGGGAAAUUCAAAGCAACCAAGUUCCUGUAUCUGAAGACUCAAACAUGAAGGUGGGCCGCUAUUCUGAAGAAGUAAGAAAAGAAAGGAUUCUGCGGUAUUUGAAGAAGAGAAACCAAAGAAAUUUCAACAAAACCAUUAAGUAUGCAUGUCGGAAAACCUUAGCCGACAGAAGGAUUCGAGUCCGAGGAAGAUUUGCGAGGAACAACGAAGCAUGUGAUCAACAACUUAAUCCAACUAAGAUCAACCACACUUCUAUUCACAAAGUGGACACUCAAUUAUUAUACAACCAAGACCAUGUGGGUGCCCAGAGGAAGAAGGAUGAAGAAGAAUGGGUGGAAGAGAUGACAGGGUUAAUGUACUUACCAUACAUCAGCAGUUGAGAGAUGGCAGUGAUGAAAAUCAAAAAGGGGCAGCAAAUUAAAGGGAAGAAUAUAUGAAAAUACUUGGUGGGUAGGGCGUACUAUAAUUAAUGAAUUAAAUGAGCAGAGGUAAUUAUGAUAAUGUUCGGAGUGUUAAUUUUUUAAUCAUCCUAGGAUAUGGAAACAUAGGAGAGUAAGAGAAGGAGGGUUGAGCAUUUUGUGGGUGUACGUUCAUCCAGUCAUUCAAAUAAUACAUAUAUAUAUAAUAUGGUUUAAAAAGGUGUAGUUGAUGGGAUAGGAUAGUGUUGUAUAAGUUCUGAAUUAACAACAUAUUUUGUAAGAGUAGUAGUCCUCUCAAUAUGAACAUAGCAAAGGCAAGUGUCCUCAAAUAGUUUUAUUCCUGAAAUAAAAAUAUUAAAAAGUAAAAAAGCACCGAGGUAGAAAGUGCAUAAUAUACAUGAUUGAGAAAAGAGUGGGCUAGGUGAGAGGCAGAAGGGUAAUGGUUUCAAGGGUUUUGGUGGGUUUUGGUGGGCUUUGGUGGGGGGUGUGGGCAGCACUAAUGGGAUUUGCCCAUCAACCAACUAUCAUCUCUUCAUCUCUAUCUGCUCGCUCUGACCUGAAAGCAGCGCUAGCUACUGUUCAAACCUCACUCCCCUCAACUCUCCCUCAACAAUUUGCCUCUCACCAUUUGUAUGCACCACUAACGUCUACAGGAUUCACUUUCGGCCACCAAUAGGAUACAGUGCCAAAUUUGUAUUAUUUUACUUGCCUGCUUUAUGUUAAACAAUGUCGUUUUCUCUCUAACUUCUUCUUUGAUUGUUUAUAAAAUGUAACCAGAAAUAUCAAAACUCUAAAUUUUUAAGGUGUCAAAAUGUAAGAGACAAUGAAAAAUGGGUCAAAACAAAAGCAAAGGGUAGCAAGAUCACAAGGAGGUGAAUGAGGGCACAUUGGUAUUGGGCGGCGAAGGGAGGACAUUAUCAGUGGACGAUGGUUGUGAUGCCAAAGAAAAUUGGGCCAUUUUGAAAUGAAGCAGCUGGGCUUGUGUCAUCGCCAAUUGUUGUUGUAGCGCAUCUACUUGUCGUUGUAGGCACGAUAUUGUUCCCACACACCCGUAAAUUGGGUCUCGAAUCCUCGCAUUCGCCUCGUACACCAUCGAACUCACUGCGUCGCUCCGGUGUUGCUCGGGUAACUCCUGCAUUUACCAUGAAGAUUUACUAUCUCUUCCAUGGUUUUUUUUUUCCAAAAAUUAUUCAAUAAGUUGGUCUCUUUCUUUCUAACUUCUAGAUGCAUGUAUAAUCAAACUAUAAGUUUUAAUUUCCAUACUCUACUCAAUAAUAAUGAGCUAUAAGGUUUAAGAUGAAAUAAUGAAUAUUUUGAGAUAUAAAAAAUGUAGAAAUCAUUAUAACGUCACCAUUACGCCAAUAAUAAUCGAUUAAAAACAUACAUUAAUAAUGGUUUAAAACUUUCCCCACGUCAAACCAUAAAAGUAAAUGAAUAAUAAUUAAAAGAAGAGGAAGAGGAAGAAGA